AGUGAAAAUAAGAGUUGCAAGCGAGUGUGUCUCCGCUGAUGCUCCAACCCUGGAAACACCAUCCAGUCAUUACAUCUCCCGCGAUUCUGCUAUGCGCAUCGGACGAGGAGACGCCACUUGCGCUUUGGUUUUGGACUGGUGUUAAAUCUUUUACUGUGCACCACUGGACAGGAUGGAGCAUUGGAGACAAUGUGCGUUAUGGCUGAUCAAUUGCAGGGUGCUGCCACCGAACCAUCGGGUGACAUGGGAGUCCGCUCAGGUGUUCGACCUGGCGCAGACCCUGCGGGAUGGGGUCCUCCUGUGCCAGCUCCUCAACAACCUGAGACCCCAGUCCAUCAACCUGAGGGAGAUCAACCUGAGACCUCAAAUGUCACAGUUUCUCUGCUUGAAGAACAUCAGGACAUUUUUGCACGCCUGCUCGGAGAUAUUCGGCAUGAAGAAGAGCGAGCUGUUUGAGGCUUUCGAUUUGUUUGACGUUCGAGAUUUCGGAAAGGUUAUGGACACACUGUCCAAACUCUCUCAUACACACAUUGCACAGCAGACUGGAAUAAGGCCGUUUCCCACAGAAGAGAGUGUUGAGGACGAAGACAUUUAUAACCAUCUAGAGGAUCUGAUAGAUGAGAAUGGUGUUGAGGAUGAGGAAGAUCUCUAUGACUGUGUGUAUGAUGAUGAUGAGGGAGGAGAGGUGUAUGAAGACCUGAUGAAGGUCGAGCUGGUACAACCGCAGAAACAGGUCGAGACGGACAUCAGAAGCUGCUGUCUGAUGGAAAUCAAGCAGACUGAGGAGAAAUACACAGAGACGCUGGACUCCAUAGAGAAGUUCUUUAUGAAGCCUCUGGGACAGUCACUGUCCAGUGUGGAGAUUGAAAAAGUGUUCAUCAAUAUACCAGAGCUUGUGAAGGUGCACAUGAGUCUUCUGAGAGAGGUCCAGGAUUCAGUGAUCAUGCAUAACGCCAGCAACCUGUUUCAGAUCUUUAUAAAAUACAAAGAAAGAUUAGUCCUGUAUGGGAAGUACUGCAGUCAAGUAGAAUUAGCCAUUGCGUUUUUGGAUGACAUCUGUAAGAACAGAGAGGACGUCAGGCAGAUGUUAGAGCUAUGUUCCAAACGAGCCAAUAACGGGAAGUUUACUCUGAGAGAUCUUCUGGUGGUUCCAAUGCAGAGAGUUCUGAAGUAUCAUCUACUUCUACAGGAACUGGUGAAACACACCCAUGAUGCCACAGACAAAAGUAAUUUACGGCAAGCGCUGGAUGCCAUGAAGGAUCUGGCUCAGUAUGUCAACGAGGUGAAGAGAGACAUCGAGACUCUCCGAGACAUCGACCAGUACCAGAAAUCUAUAGAAAACCUCAAUCAGUCUCUACGUAUCUACGGGAGACCGAAAGGUGACAGCGAAGUGCGAGUAGCUUCAGUCGACAAACGAGCCAAACAAGACAGGCACAUCUUUCUGUUCGACGCCGCCGUGAUCGUAUGCAAACGGCGAGGAGAUAACUACGAGAUGAAGGAGGUGAUUGACCUCCACUCCUUCAAGAUCACCAACAACCCAACCUCAGAGAGAGAAAACCGCAAGUGGUGCCACGGAUUCUACCUCACACACAAUCAGGGUCAGAGCGGCUUCGAGUUCUUUUUUAAAACCAAGGAGGUGAAGAAGAAAUGGCUGGAGCAGUUUGGCAUGGCAUUAUCGAACAUCUGUCCAGAGAGCGGGAAAAGUAAUUCCCAUGAGUUCCGCAUGCACACCUUUGAGACAACCACAUCCUGCAGCUCAUGUAAAAUGCUGCUGAGAGGUGUCUUCUAUCAAGGCUACCGCUGCUCUAAAUGUGGUGCUGGUGCCCAUAAGGAGUGUCUUGGUAGGGUGGAAGUUUGUGUCAGCAGUGUCGAUUCCAGCUCUUUCGGAUCCCAGGUUGGAAAAACACCCUGUCGUGGAGGAGACACAGGUCUCCCUAAGAUGACGGUCAUCCGUAAUUACUAUGGGGUUCCAAGCCCCCUCUGUGGCCCACCUCUCAACAUCCAGGUUGGUGAUGUCAUCGAGGUGAUGGAGGCAAACAUCCGUAGCAGUUGGUGGAAGGGUAGAGUCCUGGCAACUAAGGAGGUUGGCUUCUUUCCAAGCGACGCAGUGAAGCCAUGCCCAUGUGUGCCCAAACCUGUUGACUACUCUUCUCAGCCUUGGUUUGCAGGCCCGAUGGAGAGGCUGCAGGCAGAGGAAGCACUGCUCAACAGGACGAGCAGCACGUACCUGGUCCGUCACAGAAGCCGAGAGUUUAACGAAUAUGCCAUCAGCAUCAAGUACAACAACGACGUGAAACACAUCAAGAUCUUAACAAAGGACGGACUCUUCCACAUUGCAGAAAACAGGAAGUUCAGAAGCAUUUUAGAGCUGAUCGAGUAUUACAAACAUAACUCUCUGCGGGAAGGAUUCAGGACACUUGAUACCACGCUGCAGUUCGCCUACCGAGAGCCGGAGAAUGGAGCCAACACCCCGUUGCUCUGCGGGCUGUCUUUUCUAACUCCCGCCGGCUACAGCUUUGUCCCCCCCUCUACCGCCCCAUUCUGGUCAGUGUUCGCUCCUAAGGUGAUGGGUGUGGCGAUCGCCCGCUACGACUUCUGCUCUCGGGACAUGCGGGAACUGUCUCUGCAGGAGGGUGAUGUGGUGAAGAUCUACAGCAAAACUGGAGCCAAAGGCUGGUGGAAGGGUGAAGUCAGUGGACGGGUGGGCUGGUUCCCCUCCACGUACGUAGAAGAAGGCGAGGAAUGAACGGCUCAGCGAUUGCGCACAAGAGAUAGGAAACAGAGGGGAAAAAAGCAGACAGACUGAGUCAGAAAAAGGGCAAGCGAUCGGCCGCUCUCUCUGUGUCUUGUUUGUCUAUCCUGGAGGACAUGCAUGGGGUUUGAUAGAUGAACGACUGUCUCUCAGGGAGCAGAUUAUCCAACACAACCCCAGACCGCAUUUUAAAAGACCCUUCCGGGUGCCUGGAUGGAGCGUCGCGGAUGAAUCUGGGUCUGAGACGGAAUGCCAGAAUCGGACUGAGGUUACGCCGCGAGCUAUUUCUGUGUGCGUGUGGCAGUUUGUCUGCUCAUGGGGAAACAUAUUUGUCCUGACCUUGCCUGAGUCCUCCUUACCUGCACUAUUAUUGAUGACGCCCCUCCCUGUGUCUGCACUGCCCCGGAGGUGUUCUCACACACGGCCCACAAUCCCACCCAGCUACUCAUCUCCGAUUAAGAUCAUAGCUCCCUGCCAUGUAUGCUGCGGUAAUUGAUUGCAGUCUCUUCCCUGAUGCUAUCCGAUGAAAUCUCUCUUAUUUUCAGAUUUCCACUUUAAAGGAAGGACCGGUUGUUUUGUGCGUUGCACGCUUAUCUCCAGAGAUACAUAGUGGGAUUGUCAUGCCCUGUUUAUCUGAUUUGCACGCUACUGCAUCGUCGGGGAGAUCGCAGCGAGACGUUGACAGGAAACAAAAGGGAUCGCGGUGACAGGCCUGUAAACAGCUUUUUCAGCAGGAGCCCACGGCCCCGAAAGCAUUGUGCCACCCCAUCCAGAAGGAAUCCUGCGAGAUAGCACAGACAGUGCCUUCUCAAUCAACAAAUGAGGGGAUUUAUAUACAUUUGCAAGAAGAAUUGACACAUUGCAAAACAAUGAGCCAGAUAAUUCUGUUUGAUAUCCCCCAGGGGAUCAGAAACCUUGGGAUAUAUAUAUAUAUAUAUAUAUAUAUAUAUAUAUAUAUAUAUAUAUAUAUAUAUAUAUAAUUAAAUUAUUAUUUUUAUUAAAUUAUGAAAUUGACAACUGAAAUUAAAUGCUUAUUUCCAUUCAAAAUGUAAUUAAAUUCAGGGAAAUUGACACAAAGUUUCAGAUAUAAGUCGAUUAGCUCACCGACCAAAUUUUUGGCCAUGAGUUUGUAAGUCAUUUCUUCAUUGCAUCAAAAUAUGGUAUUGCCCUGUGCUGUUGGAUGGGAUAUUAGCUGUUUUCACACCCUGCUUCUUUCCCCUUUGGGACUCAUUCUUCAAGAUGUUUCAGUGCUGUAGCGCACUAGCCCUGUCUGCAGCUACAUGUAGAUCUGUGUGCAAUCUGAACUGGCUCUAAACUGUGAUGAAAUGACGUUUGCAGCGUGUUUACACUGUUGAGGUGACAGACUCUAGGAUCAGGAAACAGUCAAAGCGCUGGUUUGUCUCAAAUGGUUAGAUUAAAGUGCACUCACAAAGGAAUAUUUAUUUAUUUGUGAUCCAAGAAGAGACUUUGACAGGGAAAGACAUUCAAAGGAAUACCAAGAAAUGACUGAAAAGCUCCAAGCCAGUAGAGAACAGAAAUACACUCCUAUGUGCCUACAAAGCAGUCCAAUGUAAAGCGUCUCCAUGUAUAACUGGCUGUUCUUUCUUCACGUUAUGCUUCGAUUGAACAUAAAGAUGGAUCUUUUUUAUUGUUUUACUUUUUCGUCUUCCCAAAGAGCUAUAAUGUAUUGCAAAAUCUUCAGGAUUCAAGAUUUUUUUUUUUUUUUUCUGAAAAAUGAGAAACUAUAUGUAGAGUAAAAAGUUUAAUAUUUAUUGAUUUAUAGGUUUUUAUCUGUGUUAAAAUGAAUUUAUAAUGUGAAUAAGGUAUUGAUCAGUCGUCUCAUUGUGUGAACUCUGUCUCAAUGUAGAACAGUGGAACACCACUAAGUGGCAGCAUCAUUACCAGGUGCUUCUCUCUCUUCAUUCUCAUCUUCAUCUUAUGAGCGAGCUUAUGCUUCCUUUUUUAUCAUUGCAUUUUCCCAGUUAUCAUAAUGCUGCCUUCAGAUCCAGGAACAUUUGUAUUUAUGAAUUUUUAAACCUCCAAUUAAUGACUGCUAAUGUCUGUGUCUGUGUGUGUGUGUACUUUUUUGUUUUUUUGAAAACCUGAUUAAAAUUAUUAUUAUUUCAUUGUUUUAGUUUUAUCUUAAAAUGCAUACAAAAUCAGUCAGCGUUCAACAUGCUCAAUACAAUACUACGGUAGCUUUCACCAUGUUCCAUUAAUUAUCAAUCAGCAGUUCUGUGCUCAAAGUUUCCCACCUAAGAACUUUGAUGUACUCUCAACUCAUAAAUACGAUCAUCCUGACACAAUUUAAAGGCAGCAUAAGGCCCGGUGAUAUUUAAAGAUUCAGUAUUUUCCUGUGAUGCCGUAUCAGUUCUUUCCUCUCCGAGAGGAAGCUCUGUUAUGUCACAGAGGAUUCAGAUAGAUUAACUUCUCGUUAGGAAAAUCACAUUUACCAGCUGUUUACGGCACAGUCAGAAAUCGGCUCUACCUCUCCCUCCCUUUAUUUAUAAAGGUUAAAGGUCAGCUUUAGCAUUGCCUUUUUUUUUUUUUCAAGAGGAUUUUUGGUCUGGCACUGAAAUCUGGGGCGAAAUCCGUGCCCGAGGCAGAUUAUGGUCUUCUCCUGGGUGCACAGUUCCCUACACUCCAACUGCGAGCGGUAGAAUUGGUUUUCUAAGCUUUCUCACCGGUAAUCUGUUCCCACUCCUCUCUCCCCAGAGAUGAAGCCUGACAGGACGGAUUUAACAGGCUUCCACACAUCGUUAUAUAUUUAUAUAAGGCAGAGUCUGUUUCAACACAGAGUUGUGGGCCACUAAUCACCCAGCGAUCUCUAACCUCGAAGGGUUUCUGCCUCGAUUUCGUCUCUCACAAUGUUUUCUCCACUCAUACCUUCAUAACCAUAUUCUCCACUCUUUAUCGAGAUGUCUUUCAAACCUUUGUGUGUAAUGCUGAGGGUGUCCUACUGAGGGGCAUACAAUUAAGUCAACAAAUGUUUGCAGUGUUGAGAGUCUCUAAAAGUCUCAUGCUUAAACAUUACUGUCGUUUUAGUAUUUUUUUUUUGUGUGUGUGUGUGUGUAAUAAUUGCAUUUGUGGCAUUUUGCAACAAUUUCUGGGGCUAUUAAAUUAGCAAAAAGCCAUAUUUACUGUACGAAAGCGACCUUGAGUAACAGUAAGCCGGUACUCUGAGGGCUCAUGGGUAAUGAUCUGUUGUCCACUUAAGCCAAAGACAAGCCUGGCCGCAGUGGCCUAACCUGUAGCAGUGCAAUCCGAGUGUCCUGCAGCGCCACCUAGCAGCUGUAUCGCACUUCAACUGUAUAUAUGUACAGAAGUUACAAUAAAAUGUAUAUUGCUUCUUUUGGAAA
Carassius gibelio (silver crucian carp) is the source of this 6111-nucleotide messenger RNA. RefSeq names its product guanine nucleotide exchange factor VAV3 (gene vav3a). The record is from RefSeq and is a predicted model, not a curated record. The transcript has 28 exons. Gene Ontology annotation, molecular function: guanyl-nucleotide exchange factor activity; protein binding; ATP binding. Gene Ontology annotation, cellular component: cytoplasm; plasma membrane. NCBI's taxonomy places the organism in Eukaryota, Metazoa, Chordata, Actinopteri, Cypriniformes, Cyprinidae. Gene Ontology annotation, biological process: intracellular signal transduction; cell migration; regulation of GTPase activity. The coding region runs from base 173 to 2746 and encodes 857 amino acids.